Molecule: messenger RNA, 1373 nt
Organism: Eriocheir sinensis (Chinese mitten crab)
Lineage: Eukaryota; Metazoa; Arthropoda; Malacostraca; Decapoda; Varunidae
Exons: 2
Coding region: 292-1242 (316 amino acids)
Source: RefSeq, a predicted model, not a curated record
GGCCGGCCCUAGACGUAACUGUUUAUCUGAACGAUAUAACUGAUCAGAUAAAUCGUUAAGAUAAAACUGACGUGUAGGGGGAAAUUUGCGCAGAUUUUGAUCGUUUCAGAUGAACUGAUCGAGCGGCAUGAACAGUUGAAUCAUUCAAACUUUUUAUCUGAACGAUCUAAUGAUUGUUUUCCUUUCAGAUGAAAAUCUCACGUGUAGGGGGAAAACUGUACAGAUUAUCAGUCUAUUUGUGACUUAAAUAAAGUGUGCACGCCUUUUCCAGCUUUUCAGAAAUACUUCAUUAUGAAUCGCAAAACAUUGGAGGAGUUUAUUGACAUUUACCAAACCGAAGAGUGUUUAUGGAAAGUUAAGUGCAAAGAGUAUCAUAACCGUGACAAAAGAAACGCAGCAUAUGGAAAAUUAAUUGAAAAGUUAAGAGAAACAACACCUGAUGCUGACCGUGAUAUGGUUGUCAAAAAAAUCAAUAACUUACGCACCACAUAUAGAAAAGAGUUGAAGAAAGUGCAGGCUUCCAAGAAAUCUGGAGCAGGAGCAUAUGAUGUUUAUGUUCCAAAACUGUGGUAUUUUGAAAAUCUUGCCUUUCUACACGAUCAAGAAACACCACGAGAAGGUCUUACUAAUAUUGAGGAAAAUGAAAGUGAGAAUUCAUGCCAUGAUGUUGAGCCUGUGCCUGUGUCCAGCCCCUCAUCUGAUGUAAAUGAACUAGAAGUUGCUACUGAAGGAAAUUCUAUGCUUGACAUCAGCUACCCAUUACAUGUCAGCCGGUCGUCAACUCCUUUACCAACAAAUAGUACAACAACUAAUGUGGCACCGUCCAGACCUACCCCAAAGAAAUGUAGAACGGCCAUGAGUGAUGAGGUGCUGAUGACUAUCAAUGAACACUUUAAAAAACCAAGGGAGCAAAAAAUAGAAGAUAAGCAUGACGUAUUUGGGAAGAAUGUUGCACACAAGUUACGUGGAUUGGACAAUUUACAGAGGAUAAUGGCUGAAAAAAUCAUAAAUGAUGCUCUGUUCGAAGCAGAAAUGGGAAAUCUUACCCAUCAUCAUAAACUUUUGCCUGUACCAGUAACAAACACUCAAUUUCCAAUUCAGCACAACGUAUUUCCGCAACCCUCUGCCACACCCAGAACAGUACCUCACACCAUGCCUCACACAAGCCUUCACUUGCCCUCACUUUCUUCGACAAUGGACCCUUUAGCUCAGGCAAUUAGUGUAUUGAACGAAAUCCCUUAGUUAUUAUAUUAGUGAUACAUAAUUAUUGGAAACUGGCAUACAAGUAUUCUGUUUGAUAUUUGUUUUGGAUAAUUGUAUUAUGUAUUUCUGGUACAAAAAUACCGUACACGUACAUAAAGGAUAGAAAAAUA